Guillardia theta CCMP2712 is the source of this 789-nucleotide messenger RNA. RefSeq lists its product as hypothetical. NCBI's taxonomy places the organism in Eukaryota, Cryptophyceae, Pyrenomonadales, Geminigeraceae. The transcript is spliced from 7 exons. Gene Ontology annotation, molecular function: molybdenum ion binding; pyridoxal phosphate binding; catalytic activity. The coding region runs from base 1 to 789 and encodes 262 amino acids. The record is from RefSeq and is a predicted model, not a curated record.
AUGUGGUCACACAGGAAACGAGGAAUGAUUGGGACAGAAGAAUGGGUUGAGGUUGGCGAAGUGACCUCCCUCCACAUUUAUCCUAUCAAGAGCUGCAAGGGCCAAGCGCAGGAGAGCAUGCAGCUUGACGAGUAUGGUGCAGUGAAUGACAGGAGGUACAUGAUCGUUGACGAGAACGGGCGCUUCGUCACACAGAGACAGGAGGCAGCGCUCUGUCAGAUCGCUCCCGCGAUCAACCUCGACGGUUCGCUAAAGGUAGAGGCUCCUGGAAUGACUUCAUGCACAGUGAAGACCACCAAAAGAACGAGUGCAGACCAUGCCGAGCUAGAAGCCGGUAUCUGGGAGGACGACGUGAAGGUGGUGGAUCAAGGAGGAGAGAUCUCUUCGUGGCUCUCGAGCUUCGUGGGAAGGAACUUGCGGCUGGUAGGAAUGUCGGACAAGUACGAGAGAACCUCCAACAGGAGAUUCACUCCUCGUCGAUCCUUCGGCAAGACAGCCUUCUCUGACGGAUAUCCCCUCCUCCUCAUUUCCGAGGAAUCUCUGCACUACCUCAACUCUCUCCUCUCCGUCCCGCUACCCAUGAAUAGAUUCCGACCCAACAUCGUCAUAAAGACUGACUGCGGAGCUUUCGCGGAAGACUCGUGGAGGCGCAUUAAGAUCCACGACAUGGAGAUGGACGUCGUCAAGCCCUGCUCUCGCUGCAAGAUCACCACGACAGACCAGUCGAUGAAGAGCACAGGAUUCCGAGACGAGGAGCCGUUGAUUACACUGUCUCGUUUCCGCAAGUGA